UCUUCCCACUUGGAAAAAGGCUUCUGAUCUGUGACCUCCGCAAGAGGAGAACUGAGUUUUCGUCUGUGCUUAGAAUAUUGAUUCUCCUCCCGUAAAACUUGUAUCCAUCAUUACCAGAAGGGGCAUAUCCAAAGAGGCUUUACUGUUUUGUAUUCUGAAAUCAAACGAGCGACAGCACAACUUCAUUUCCACAGCCUCAUUCAUGUUCUGCUGAACCAGAGAGAAAGAGAGUCAAAAUGAAGAUAAGGCUGUCUCUGGCAGCGGCUGCCUUCCUUGCAGUGCUACUAUCCUCCGCCGUGGCCCAAGUUGAACCACCUUCAGACUUGAGAUUUAAGAUUUUAAAUGAGAACACAGUACAAAUGACAUGGAAAGCGCCGUUAACACGGAUAGAAGGAUUCAGGAUACAGGUGGCCUCAGACACAGACAAACCAACAAAAGAUGUAACCCUCCCUGCCACAGCCACUAAGACAUCCAUUACAGACCUUACUCCAGACAUGGACUAUGUAGUGACAAUCAUCUCAUACUCUGGCUCAGAGGAAAGUUUGCCCACCUCAGGACAGCUCACAAUCCAAUCAAGUGGCACAGCACAAGGAGGUCCCAGGAAACCACAGGUCACAGACUCCGUCAAGUGUUCUUACAGUGCCAUUGCAGAUCUGGUGUUCCUGGUUGAUGGUUCAUGGAACGUUGGAAGAGAACACUUUAAAUACAUCCGUAGCUUCAUCUCUGCCAUGGCGGGAGCCUUUGAGAUUGGGGAGGACAAGACCAGGGUAGGUGUGGUCCAGUACCAUACUGAUACCAGGACAGAGUUUAACCUCAACCAGCACAUGAAACGGGGCGAACUUCUCAGAGCCAUCAACACACUGCCUUACAUGGGUGGCAACACCAUGACAGGCGAGGCCAUGGACUAUCUGCUGAAAAACACUUUCACUGAGGCAAAUGGUGCCAGGAAAGGCUUUCCCAAGGUGGCCAUGAUUAUCACAGAUGGGAAGUCUCAAGACCCUGUGGAGGCGAUCGCCAAGAAACUCAAGAACAUGGGGGUGGAGAUCUUCACGUUGGGCAUCAAAGGAGCAGAUGAUGAGGAGCUGAAACAAAUGGCUUCGACCCCCUACAGGACGCACGUCUAUAACGUCUUCAACUUUGACCUUAUCAAAGAUGUGCAGAAAGAGCUCAUUACCAAUGUGUGCUCGGGGGUGGACGAUCAACUCAACUCACUCAUCAGCGGAGAGGAAGUUAUUGAACCAGCAUCAAACCUCCAAGUUGUGGAGGUGGCCUCCAAGUCUAUGAGGGUGACAUGGGAUGCUUCCAUUGGAGAUGUGUCGGGUUACAAGAUCCAGCUGAUCCCCAUGAUGGCCGGCAGCAAGCGCCAGGAGCUGUACGUAAGCCCCGGCCAGACCUCAGCAACAGUUACGGGCCUGUCUCCAGACACAGAGUACCAGAUCAGCCUGUUCGCCCUCAAGGGCCUCACGCCCAGCGAGCCCAUCAUGGCCAUGGAGAAGACUGAGCCAGUCAAGAUGUCCCUUGAAUGUUCUCUUGGAGUGGACGUGCAAGCCGACGUUGUCAUUCUGGUCGACGGCUCAUACAGUAUCGGACUGUCCAACUUCGCUAAAGUCAGAUCUUUCCUGGAGGUGCUGGUGAACUCCUUUGACAUCGGACCAGACAAGAUUCAGAUCAGCUUGGUUCAGUACAGCAGGGACGCUCACACUGAGUUCUACCUGAACACCCACCGCGAUCUGAGCGCUGUGGUCAAGGCCGUCCGGACUUUCCCCUACCGUGGCGGCUCCACCAACACCGGCCGGGCCAUGACUUACGUUAGGGAGAAGGUAUUCUUGGCCAACCGAGGAUCACGGCCGAACGUGCCCCGCGUCACCAUCCUCAUCACUGAUGGGAAGUCAUCCGACUCCUUCAAGGACCCUGCCACCAAGCUAAAGAAAGCGGACGUGGAGAUCUUUGCCGUGGGCGUGAAGGAUGCCGUGAGAUCUGAGCUGGAAGCCAUUGCUAACGAGCCCGUGGAGACCCAUGUUUACACCGUGGAAGACUUUGAUGCUUUCCAGAGGAUCUCCAAGGAGCUCACCCAGUCCAUCUGCCUGAGGAUCGAGCAGGAGCUCCUCAACAUCAAGAAGAGAAGCUUACUGCCACCGAGGUCGUUAACGUUCUCUGAGGUGGCCACCAGGAGCUUCAGAGCUACCUGGGAGACCGAUGCCUUCAACGUCCUGUCUUACCUGAUCCAGUUCAGACCGGCUGCUGACACCAACGGGGACUUUGUGUCCAUGUCCGUGCCCGGGGACACGCUCACCGCUCUGCUGCCUCACCUCACGCCCGUCACCCUCUACGAGGUCAACGUCUUCGCCCAGUACGCCCAAGGAGACAGCUUCCCUCUGAAUGGAUUCGAGACCACACUAGAUGAACAAGGAACAGUGAGUAACCUGAGGGUGUCCGAGGAAACAACAGACAGUUUCCUGGUGUCGUGGGCGCCAGCACCAGGAGCGGUGGUAUGGUACCGUCUGACCUAUGUACCAGUAAGGGGCGACAGCGCAAGACUAGAGACGGUCACUGUCGGCCAAGAGACCACCAUCGUGCUGCCGGAGCUAAACCCCUUAACGACGUACCGUGUGACGGUGGCUGCAGAGUACCAGUUAGGCACUGGCGGAGAGAUGCAGAUCGAUGGCACCACCAAAGAAGGGCAGGGAUCUCCACGGGACCUGCGGGUCUUCGACGAGACUAUGUCCACCAUGAAGCUGUCGUGGGCGGCGGCACCGGGCCGCGUCCUCCAGUACCGUAUCAAUUUCCAUCCGUCGGCGGGUGGCGAGAGGAAGGAGGUGUCAGUGAAGGGAGAGAACACCAACGUCCUCCUGAAGAACCUGCAGCCUGGCACUGAGUACGACCUGGCCGUCAGCGCACGCUACUCCUCUGGCCUAGGAGACCCUCUGAAGGGGAAAGGAACCACACUGGAAGAACUGGGCUCCCCCAAGGACCUUGUCACCAGCGACGUGACGGACACCAGCUUCGCUGCGUCUUGGACGGCUGCCCUUGGGAACGUGAAUAUGUACAGGAUCCGCUGGAAGUCCAUGUACAGUGACGAGUCAGGGGAGAAGAUGGUCCCUGGAGACGUCACCAACACCGUGCUGGAGGGCCUUACCCCUGAGACCCUCUACCAGGUGUCUGUCCUGGCCUCCUAUGGCAGAGGAGACGGAAGCCCGCUGACUGGACAGGAGACCACUGAUGUGUCUGCUGCUGCUGAGGCGCUUACUGUGUCCGACGAGACUGAGCGAAGCAUGAAGGUAACGUGGAUGGCCGCGCCGGGUAAAGUCAUCAACUACCGAGUGACCUACACGCCCACCGCUGGGGGCAAAGAGAUGGUUGCUAGGGUUCCCGGCACCUCCACCUCCACCGUGCUGAAGCGCCUGACGCCCAUGACCACCUAUGGCAUCAAGGUGCACCCCAUUUACAAGCGGGGAGAAGGAAAAGCAAGGCAAGGAGUAGGAACGACACUGUCACCUUACAAAGCUCCCAGAAACCUACAGACCUCAGAGCCCGGCAAGAACAGUUUCAGAGUCUCCUGGGACCCAGCUCCAGGAGAUGUUCGUGGCUACAAGGUCACCUUCCACCCCAGUGGUGAUGAUAUCGACUUGGGAGAGCUGUUGGUUGGGCCCCAUGACAACACUGUGGUGCUUGAGGAGCUCAGGGCCGGAACAAAGUACUCUGUGACUGUGUUUGGAAUGUUUGAUGGAGGCCACUCUGCAGCACUGGCUGGAGAGGAGAAUACUACCCUCUCCGACGCCCCCGAAGUGCCAUUGGAAUCUUGGAACGAGGCCAAGUGUAAGAGCCAGGCCAAGGCUGACAUCAUCCUGCUGGUCGAUGGCUCAUGGAGUAUUGGCCGUCUCAACUUCAAAACCAUCCGAGCCUUCAUCGCUCGCAUUGUUGGUGUAUUUGACAUCAGCCCUGAGAGAGUCAUGAUCGGUAUGGUUCAGUACAGUGGAGACCCCAAAACUGAGUGGCAUCUGAAUGCCCACCCAACCCGUGACGGGCUGCUCAAAGCUGUGGCUGACCUGCCCUACAAAGGGGGAAACACCAUGACAGGUAUGGCCUUGAACUACAUCCUCCAGAACAACUUCAAGCCCAACGUGGGACUGCGUAAAGACUCACGCAAGAUCGGUGUGCUCAUCACUGACGGCAAGUCGCAGGAUGAGAUCAUCACCAACUCCCAGGUGCUGAGGGACGAAAACAUCGAGCUCUACGCCAUCGGUGUGAAGAACGCUGAUGAGAAUGAGUUGAGGUCCAUUGCCUCAGACCCAGAUGAGAUUCACAUGUACAACGUGAAUGACUUCUCCUUUCUGCUGGAUAUAGUUGAUGAGCUCACCAUCAACCUCUGUAACAGUGUGAAGGGUCCAGGAGGAGGCCUGGAGCCGCCUACUAACCUAGUGACUUCCGAGGUGACCCACCACUCGUUCCGUGCCACCUGGACAGGGCCCGAAGGUCCAGUGGAAAAGUAUCGCAUCGACUACAUGCCCGUGGCGGGAGGAGUCACUGAACAGAUGAUUGUCGAUGGGACGGUCACCACUGUGGUCCUGACCAAGCUGACACCUCUGACCGAGUACAUGGUCAACGUUUUCUCCGUGACUGGAGAGGAGACCAGCGCAGAGCCGCUGAAGGGCACUGAAACCACCUUACCCUUGCCACUAUCGGGUAAGCUGCGGAUCACUGCUGUCACCCAUAGCACCAUGAAGCUCAGAUGGGACGCCUCCCCGGGGAAAGUCCUCAAGUACAUCAUCACCUACAAGCCAGAUGACGGAGAGCUCAAAGAGGUUGAAGUCAAUGGCGAUAUAACAUCCCUGCCUCUUGCCAACCUCAUCUCUCAAUCUGAGUAUGAUGUUGCUGUCACCCCAGUUUACGAUGCAGGUGUUGGAAACCCAAUGCUUGGACAAGCCAUUACAGAUGUUGUUCCUGCCCCGCAGAACCUGAAGUUGUCCGAGGUGACCCAGACCUCGUUCAGGGCCACAUGGGAACACGGGGCCCCUGACGUGGCCCUCUAUCGAAUCGGCUGGACCAAGAAGGGAGAGAACAACUUCCAAUAUGCUAUCCUGAACAGUGAUGAAACGUCCCAUAAUCUGGAGAACCUGGACCCGGACACCCUGUAUGACGUCACCGUCACGGCCAUCUACCCAGACGAGUCAGAGAGUGAGGACCUGAUUGGCAGCCAGCGCACAUUGUUAAAGAUGACUACAGCUGCUCCCACUGGACCUCCGCAGAACUUGCAGGUGUUCAACGCGACCACGGUCACUCUGACAGUGAAGUGGGACCACGCCCCAGGCCCCGUCCAGAACUACAAGAUCUCUUUCCAACCUGUGGCUGGAGGCAAAGCUCUCUCGACCCAGGUGGGAGGAAAGAAGAACAGUGUAAUCCUCCAGAAGCUGACGCCUGACACUCCCUACUCUGUCACCGUGGCAGCUAUCUACCCCAGCGGAGAGGCCAAAGACAUCUCAGGCCAAGGAAAGACCCAGUCUCUUGGUGGAGUGAAGAACCUGCAGGUGACCAACCCCACCAUGACCACCCUGAACGUGAAAUGGCAGGCGGCCGACGGAAAAGUGAAAGAAUACAAAGUCAUCUAUGUACCUGCUGCCGGUGGAGCUGAGAGCAUGGAGACUGUAGCUGCCACUACCACCACCACUGUUCUGAAAGGCCUCCUUCCAGACACCCUCUACACUGUCUCACUGGUGCCGGUCUACGAAGUGGGAGAUGGACAGAAACAGUCUGAAAACGGAAAGACAAAGUCUCUUGGUGGAGUGAAGAACCUGCAGGUGACCAACCCCACCAUGGUCACGUUGAAUGUGAAAUGGGAGGCGGCCGAGGGGAAAGUCAAAGAGUACAAAGUCAUCUAUGUAUCUGCUGCCGGUGGAGCUGAGAGCAUGGAGACUGUGGCUGGGACCAACACAGUCUUGAAGGGCCUCAUACCCGACACCAUCUACACCGUUUCAGUGGUGCCUGUCUACGACAUGGGAGACGGCAAGAAAAUGUCUGAGAACGGAAAGACAAGGCCUCUUGGUGGAGUGAAGAACCUGCAGGUGAUCAACCCCACCAUGACCACCCUGAACGUGCGCUGGGAGCCAGUCGAAGGGAAAGUCAAAGAGUACAAAGUCUUCUAUGUACCUGCUGCCGGUGGAGCUGCUGAGGCAAUGGAAACUGUGGCUGCCACUGCCACCAGCACUGUCUUGAGAGGCCUCCUGCCAGACACCCUUUACACUGUCUCACUGGUGCCUGUCUUCGCAGAGACAGAGGGCAGGAGGCAGUCUGAGAACGGAAAGACAAGACCGUUGGGUGGAGUGAAGAACCUGAAGGUGACUGAACCCACCAUGACCUCUCUGAAGGUGGACUGGGACCCAGCGGACGGAGCCGUGCGUCAGUACAAGAUCUUCUUCGUCCCUGUGGCUGGAGGAACACCAGAGGAAAUGGAGCAAGUACCUGGAAGCACCACCACCAUCGUUCUGAGGAACCUCAAGCCUGACACACCUUACACAAUAUCAGUGCUACCUAUCUACCCCGUCAGAGAGGGGAAACGUCAGGCUGAGAAUGGAAAGACGUUGCCUUUGGGUGGAGUGACCAAUCUGCAGGUCACCAACCCUACCCACACCACCCUCACCGCCAGCUGGGACGCAGCCGACGGCAACGUGCAGGGCUAUAAAGUCAUCUACACUCCCGUCGCAGGAGGCCUUGAGAUCAUUGAGCAAGUCUCAGAGAGCACAACCACCACAAUUCUGAAGAGCCUCUCACCUAACACACAGUACACAGUCACUGUUCUGCCAGUGUACCCCGAGGGGGAUGGGCAGACCCAGGCCAAGGAUGGAACAACAAAGCCCCUGGGCUUCGUGAAGAACCUGCAGGUCAUUGAACCCACCACCAGCACCCUGAAAGUGCGCUGGGAUGCAGCUGAGGGGAAAGUGCGCGAGUACAUCAUUGUCUACAUCCCAACUGCAGGCGGAGAGCAGGAAGUGGACCAGGUGUCUGGAACAACGACCAUCACUGUUCUGAAGGAACUCAAUCCAGAUACGGAAUACACUGUGACAGUGGUGCCUGUCUACCAUGAGAUGGAGGGUCUCUCUAGGUCUCAGAAUGGAAAGACAAAUCCUUUGGGUGGAGUGAAGAACAUGAAGGUCAUCGACCCCACCAUCAACAGUCUGUCUGUUCGCUGGGACCCAGCUGUCGGUAACGUGCGCAACUACAAGGUCUUCUACGUGGCCCAGCCAGAUGGGAGGGAGCAAAUGGAACAAGUCUCAGGGGGCACCACCAACCUUAUCCUGCGUAACCUGGAGUCUGAUACCCAAUACAACGUGUCUGUUGUCCCAGUCUACCCAGACGUGGAGGGCAUACUGCAGUCUGAGAUGGGAAAGACAAAGCCUCUGGGUGGAGUGAAGAACCUGCAGGUGACUGACCCCACAACAAACUCCCUGAGGGUACGCUGGGAGCCAGCGGAGGGGGACGUGCGCCAGUACACUGUCAUCUACGCCCCGCUAGCAGGAGGACCUGAACUUAAGACUAUGGUUUCUGGGAUGUCAACCAACACCGUUCUGAGGAACCUUGUGCCAGACACAGAGUACAAGGUGACAUUGGUGCCUAUGUACGGCGAUAUUGAAGGGAAGAGAAAUUCUGAAAAUGGAAAGACAAAGGCGUUGGGUGGGGUGAAGAACCUGCAGGUCACCGACCCCUCUACUAGCUCCCUCAAGGUGCGCUGGGAGCCAGCGGAGGGCAACGUGCGUCAGUACCGCCUCUUCUACGUCCCUGCCUCUGGCGGAGCCGAGGACAUGGAGCAAGUGUCUGGUGGCACCACCAACACCAUCCUGAGGAACCUUCUCUCAGACACGCUGUACACUGUCACCGUGGUCCCCGUCUACCCCGAGGGAGAGGGCCUGCGCCAGUCAGAGACUGGAAAGACGCUUCCACGAACCCCUCCUAAGAACAUCCAGAUCUACAACCCCACUACCAACAGCCUGAACGUGCGCUGGGAGCCCGCCUCUGGCCAGGUGCAGCAGUACCGCAUCGUCUACGCACCUCUGUCUGGAGACAGACCCGCCGAGACAGUCCUGGUCCCGGGAAACAUCAACAACGCGUUCCUGGACUCGCUCAUUCCCGACACGCCGUACUCGAUCAGUGUCCUGGCUCUGUAUGCCGAUGGGGAGGGCUCACCAGUGAAGGGAGACGGCAAAACAUUGCCCCGUGUUGGACCUAGGAACCUGCGGGUGUUUGAUGCCACCACCAACACUCUGACCAUCGUUUGGGACCACGCGGAGGGCCCAGUGCAGCAAUACAAGAUCGCCUACGCCCCCACCACUGGAGACCCCAUCACUGAGUUUACGGUUGUUCCUGGCAACAGAAACAAUGCCAUCCUGCAGAACCUGCUUCCUGACACUCCCUACAGCAUAACUGUUGAAGCCAUCUAUGCUGAUGGAGCAGGGCCAUCUCUGAUCGGGCCCGGACGCACAGUCGGCCUGCUGGAGCCCUUGAGCCUGCGCGUCUCAGACGAGUGGUACACCCGCUUCCGUGUGGCCUGGGACCCCUCGCCGUCUCCAGUGCUCGGAUACAAGCUGGUCUACACGCCUGCGGAAGAAGAUCAGAGUAAGAGCUUGGACGUAUUUGUGGGUGACGUGACCUCAUACACCCUCCAGAACCUGCUCCCUGGCACCACCUACGAUGUCAAAGUGUUUGCCCAGUAUGGGGCUGGCAUGAGCGGGGCCCUCGAAGGACAGGGAACAACACUCUACCUGAACGUCACCAACAUCGAGACCUACAACGUUGGCUUCGACAAGUUCUGCAUCAAGUGGAGUCCUCACAGGGCUGCCACUUCCUACAGGAUCAAGCUCAACCCUCUGGACCCCUCCAGUAAAGGUCAGCAGGAGAUCACCAUCACUGCAGCUCAGAGCCAGUACUGCUUCGAGGGUCUCUCCCCGGACGCUCUCUACAGCGCCACCGUGUUCGUUCAGACCCCCAACUUGGAGGGCCCCGGAGUCAGCACCAAGGAGAGAACCCUGGUCAAGCCUACUGAAGCGCCAACACAACCCCCCACUCCUCCACCACCUCCUACCAUCCCCCCUGCAUGGGCAGUGUGCAAAGGUGCCAAGGCAGAUGUGGUGUUCCUUAUCGACGGCUCGUGGAGUAUCGGGGAAGAGAACUUCCGGAAAGUGGUGCAGUUCGUCUUCAGCAUGAUUGGAGCCUUCGACGUCAUCGGAUCGACAGGAAUGCAGGUGUCGUUCGUUCAGUACAGCGACGAAGCAAAGACAGAGUUCAGGCUGAACUCUUACUCGGACAAGGGCAGCGGUCUCGCUGCUCUACAGCUCAUUCAGUACAGAGGAGGAAACACUAAGACCGGUGUUGCUCUGAAGCAUGUCAAGGAGAAGGUAUUUACGUCUGAAAAUGGAAUGAGGAGGAAUGUCCCCAAGGUUGUGGUAGCUGUCACAGACGGUCGUUCUCAGGAUGAGGUGAAGAAAAGCGCUGCCGCACUGCAGCAUGCUGGUUACAGUGUGUUUGUGGUUGGUGUUGCCGAUGUGGAUUAUGCUGAGCUGCAGAACAUUGGGAGCAAGCCAAGCGACAGGCACAUCUUCGUUGUGGACGACUUCGAUGCCUUUGCAACUAUCCAAGACAACCUUGUGACCUUCAUUUGCGAAACCGCAACAUCAUCUUGUCCCCUGAUCUACCUAAAUGGAUUCACAUCACCUGGCUUCAGGAUGCUGGAGGCAUUCAACCUGACAGAGAAGACCUAUGGCUAUAUCAAGGGAGUGUCUAUGGAACCUGGUUCCUUCAACAGCCACACAGCCUAUAGACUCCAUAAGAACUCCUUCCUGACCCAGCCCACCACAGAGAUCCACCCUGACGGACUACCUCACUCCUAUACCAUCAUCAUGAUGUUCCGUCUUCUCCCGGACACACCCACUGAGGCCUUCGACAUCUGGCAGGUGUCCACCAAGGACGACAAGCCUGAAGUCGGGGUCACCAUCGAUCCUUCUAGCCAAACUAUAUCGUAUUAUAACAAGGAUACGAGGGGGGAGAUCCAGAGGGUCACUUUCGACAAUGAUCAAGUGAAGAGAAUCUUCCAUGGAAGCUUCCACAAGCUCCACAUCCUUGUUUCCCCCACCAAAGUCAAGCUGAACCUCGACUGCCAAGAGGUGGCGGACAAGGAGAUUAAGGAAGCUGGAAACACGUCCAUGGACGGCUAUCAAGUCCUAGGCAAAAUGUCCAAGUCCACUGGCUCCAAGGGGAAAAGUGCAACUUUCCAGCUCCAGAUGUUUGAUAUUGUGUGCACCCUGGGCUGGACGAGCAGAGACAGAUGCUGUGACCUUCCAUCUAUGAGAGAGGAGUCCAAGUGCCCGUCCCUCCCCAAAGCCUGCACAUGCACCUCAGAGAGCACAGGACCCCAGGGACCACAGGGGGCAGUGGGCGCACCUGGGAGCAAAGGUCCCCGGGGUGAAAGAGGGGAGACUGGCCCGGCUGGUCCAAUUGGACCACGUGGAGAUACAGGCUUGCCAGGACCUAUGGGUCUGCCCGGCCCUCAAGGACGCAGUGGGCUGUCUAUUCCAGGAGAAGCUGGCCGACAAGGACCAAAAGGAGAAGCUGGUGAUUCUGGGCUACCUGGACAGAAAGGUCCACCUGGGGUAGCUGGGACCAUCGGCCCAAUUGGACCUGCUGGACCUAGGGGACCCCAAGGAAAGGAGGGACAGGCCGGAUCCAGAGGCCCAACAGGACCAAUGGGGCCUCCCGGAUCUCCUGGAAUGCCUGGUGCUUCAGGAAAACCAGGAAAGUCUGGUGACAGAGGUGUUUCGGGAGCCAAUGGUAUGAAAGGGGACAGAGGAGAGAGAGGUGACUUUGCUCCUCAGAACAUGAUGCGAUCCAUUGCCAGACAAGUGUGCGAGCAGAUAGUUAACGGACAAAUGAGUCGAGUCAAUUCGAUGCUGAACCAGAUUCCCAGCGGUUACCGUAGCAGCAACAACCCAGGUCCCCCCGGAUCCCCAGGGCCCAGCGGUAACCAGGGUCCCCGUGGAGAGCCCGGACAGACAGGCAGGAACGGAUUCCCAGGAAGUCCUGGACAACCUGGCCCGCAAGGAGAGAGAGGCCCGGGAGGAGAGAAAGGUGAUCAAGGAACACCAGGAGUCGGACAGAGAGGACAAAGAGGACCACCUGGCCCAGCAGGCGAGACACGGACCGGCCCUCCAGGCCCCGCAGGCUCCACCGGGCCCCGCGGUCCUCCUGGGCGCCAAGGGUUCGCAGGUAUUAGGGGCCAACCUGGCACUCCUGGCUACUGUGACUCUUCCCAGUGUGUCGGCAUUCCUUACAAUGGACAAGGAUACCAAGGUUCACCAUAGUAAACUUUCUAAAUCGCCUGUGCUGCUUUCACUUUGAAUUCCUGAAAAAAGUCCUCUUACUGUGAUACUUGCUCACGCGCUCUAGAGCUGUUUGAGGAUAACCACCAGCGGAUAACAUUAACAAACUAUGUUGAGAAAGACAAGAACAACAACGUGGACUGGUACUAACAACAUUGUAGAGCAACUAGAACAAACAAGCAUCGGUGAUGGCAACAACGUAGUGGUCUGUUUGCAUCUUGAAGCCAAAGAACAAACAGAGAAACCUAUCGGGUGGAGGACCAUAUACAAACAAACACAAACAAAAACACUAACCAGGUUGUAUUUUGUAGCAGAGAGAAUCAACAUCUUCAACAAUAUUAAUAUUGUUACUCUUGGGGUGUUAUCUGUAAAUAAACUAAUGGUGCCUUGUAAA
Salvelinus sp. IW2-2015 is the source of this 11754-nucleotide messenger RNA. It is a transcript of the gene col12a1b, whose product is annotated as collagen, type XII, alpha 1b. The record is from RefSeq and is a predicted model, not a curated record. Lineage: Eukaryota; Metazoa; Chordata; Actinopteri; Salmoniformes; Salmonidae. Gene Ontology annotation, biological process: endodermal cell differentiation. Gene Ontology annotation, molecular function: protein binding.